CGAAACAUGACCUAGAUAGAUAUUACACCAAUUUGUGGUGUGGUAAACAGUUAAUUUCUUCUAAUAUGACGAACACUCUUUUGAAUUCUAGGAAAGAUUUUUUGAAAUGACUACACUGGAAUGAUAUUAAAAAUUAGGAUUGCAUGGUUAUUUUUGUCUCCGUAGGAAAUAAGACGGUUAUCUAAAAAGAAAGAAGUUAAGAAUAGGUGUAGAACAGAUAAUAGGAAUGGCAAAGGCAUAUGUAAAAAUGAGAAACAAAAAGUUUCCUUACACCAGACGAGUGAAAUAUGAUGAAGAUGAGAUCUUUGACGAAGUUGAUGGUAGAGACCUUAAACAUAUACGUGAUGGUAAAACGGUAACCUCUAAUCGGACUGAAGAGGAAUACCAUGCAGAAGGUAGUCAUGACGAAGUUGAUGCUUGCCACGUUAAUGAGAAUCAUAAUUUUAAGAUGGCACCUUCCAGACACGCUGGAGAUGAAUUUCUUGACAUUAACAGAACUCACGAUAAUGAUGAACUUGAUGGAAGGUAUUCCAUUGUAGAUAACGAUACAAAUGUAGACACCGAUGUAACUACUAAAGAAAGUGUGUCAGUAGUCGAUAAAGCAACAAGUGUUGCGUUGACAUGCUGCUGUGGAAAUAAUUGCUGGAAAACUAAUGAUUACUUUAAUGCUGAAGACUACCCCUUUUUGUUCCGUGGAAUAGAUUUAAUUGCAACUGUUUUAUCAACGAUCUUCUUCCUAUACGAUGUGAUAUCAGAUGUAAUUCUUGCCGAGGAAUAUUACCGUCUACAAAGAUGGAUUUCAUUCGGAUUUACAGCAUCAUUCAUCUUCUUUCCUCAUCUUGUCAUGAAUGCGAUCAAUAUAUCUUGGUAUUAUUGGGACUAUAUGGAAGAAAAGAAGAAGGGAAAGACAACACAGGGGUCGAAAUGGUUUUUACGAGUAGUAUUUUCCUUACCCUUCAUGCUUGGUCCUAUUGUUAGAAAUGUUGAAUACAUCUAUUAUGGCUGUAAAAGUAGAUCAACAUCAUUGUCGGACGGUAGGAGACGUUAUUUCUAUAAAAAUGUUUUAUACGAAGAUGCAGACGCUGCCAUGUUAAGGAUGUUUGAAGCUUUCCUAGAAUCUGCCCCACAGCUAGUUCUGCAAAUAUACAUAAUUAUGACAGAACCAUAUAAUGAUAACCUACUGAUGCAUAUUGUUCGUAUAGCAGCAAUGCUUGGGUCUUGGAUCGGAGUCUCCUGGUCAUUGGUGUCCUAUCAUAAGGCCUUGAGAGCAUCACAUGAUAUAAAGGAACAGGGGAUAUCUUCCUGUGGUGCGAUUUUCUACUAUAUUUGGAGAGCUUGUGAGGUUGCACCUAGAACGAUAGUGCUAGCAUUAUUUGCAGCUCAGUUUGGUUUUCCAAUGCUAGUGGCUAUAGGUCUUCAUUGGGUAGUCAUGUCAGUUUGGAUAGGUUGUCAAAAGCAUGAAAUGAUGAAUAACACUACGAGAGAUAAAGUUAUAUUUAACAUUGUAAUCGGAUAUGUGUUGAUAUUUUGUUUCCAAAAUAUGCAAGAGGGACAAACACGUUACAGAGCCUUAUGUUAUUACUUUACAACAUUUUCUGAAAACAUCAUCAUGUUAAUACUGUGGGCAUAUUUUACACAACACAAAAGUGAAUGGUUUUACCUUGCUGCUAUCGGUACUGUUACUUCAUUCAUGAUUAUUCAAAUUAUUGUCCAGUUAUUGUAUUAUAAAUUCAUUCAUCCUAGCCAUAAAGAAAUUGUAUUAUGUCAUAACAAUAGACCCAACUUUUGUUUAUCAAAUGACUGAUUAAAAACAAUUAUUACCUACUCAUUAUUUCAUUUCUGCUAAUCAUAUGAUAUCAAAAUAAAAUGAAUUUAAUCAGUAA
Molecule: messenger RNA, 1883 nt
Organism: Mytilus californianus (California mussel)
Lineage: Eukaryota; Metazoa; Mollusca; Bivalvia; Mytilida; Mytilidae
Product: XK-related protein 6-like
Exons: 3
Coding region: 227-1804 (525 amino acids)
Biological process (GO): apoptotic process involved in development; engulfment of apoptotic cell; phosphatidylserine exposure on apoptotic cell surface
Cellular component (GO): plasma membrane
Source: RefSeq, a predicted model, not a curated record